GAAAGUAGUUGUCUACCCGAUUCUGGCCGGCUGUUGAAAAACUCUUGCCCCCAAAAACACAACAAACUGUUGCACGUGUUGCACAGAGUCUCGAUUGCAUUCUCCGAAAAGCACUUGGCCAUAGCGCAAAGAGGAAAAUAGAAACACAUUCAGAAUGGGCUGCGCAACGGGCACCAUCAAGUACUCUCUGUUCCUGUUCAAUGCCUUAUGGGCGAUACUCGGCAUUUUGGUGCUUAUCUUUGGGGGCCUCGGGUGGGGGGCGAUGCCUGACCAGUAUGCCAUUGGCAUUCUUGUUCUGGGCGGCAUUAUCCUCCUGAUAUCCCUCUUUGGUUGCUGUGGCGCCGUUCGUGAAUCGCCGCGCAUGCUCUGGACGUACGUAUCGCUGCUGGUUGUGUUGCUGGUGCUGAUAGCCGCUUUCAUUGUUCUCAAUCCGCGGGAUGUGUUCAAGAACUAUGCCCUGCAGACGGUUGAGGAUCAUUGGCAGCUGGAACAGACGCAGCCGGGCAGCAUGGAUCUCAUCCAGAAGACAUACUCCUGCUGUGGGCGAAAUAGUGCCCAGGAUUAUCUGGAGAUCAGCUACUGGAACGCAAGUGUUCCCAACAGUUGCUGCAAGGACAACAACUGUGUGAAUCCCUUGAAUCUCUAUGCGGUCGGCUGCAUCAGCAAGGUGGAGGAGGCCUUCUCCGACGAGGCCACCACAUCGCGCUACCUGGAGUGGGGUCUCCUCGGUUUCGAUGUUGUUAUUCUCUCACUGGCCAUCAUCUUGGCCAUACACUACACGAAUCGCCGACGACGCUAUAACUAUUAACACGUACACAUAUGUAUAUGUAUUUAGCACCUAAGCAAGUCAAUCUACUUAACAUUUACCAGUCUCAUUUGUAAGUCACACCGAUGUACCUUGCUUAGAGCCACAGCACACAGCGCUGUGUAUGUGUUCCACUUGCCAAGCAAUUGAAGUUGCCUUAAAUAUACAAUUCAUACAAACAAA
This is a messenger RNA of Drosophila persimilis, 988 nucleotides long. RefSeq names its product protein late bloomer. The record is from RefSeq and is a predicted model, not a curated record. Gene Ontology annotation, cellular component: membrane. Lineage: Eukaryota; Metazoa; Arthropoda; Insecta; Diptera; Drosophilidae. The transcript is spliced from 5 exons. The coding region runs from base 155 to 808 and encodes 217 amino acids.